GAUGUGAUGAGUGUGAGGGAGUGGAGGGAAUGGGGGAAUCAAAGAUAGCAGCAGUAAAUCAUAGACUAGUUACGUGUAUGUAACAAGUUACAUGUAGUACAAACAUGAAUGUAACUAAUCUGUGACCUCAUACCAAUGUCUCUUGCCCUCACUGUCCUUCCUGUUCCACGCAGUGCAUGCUCCUUCCCUCCCUCCCCUAUCCCCGGUCUUAAAUUGGCUCAGAAGGUCUCCGGGGCAGGGACUGCACCCUACUCUGUGUAUGUGCAGCACCUAGCACAACAGGGCACCGAUCCUCCUGCUGCUCGUGUUGUAUCAGUAAUUCAAUUGAAAAGCAGCUGUGUUCUGCUUGGCUAGCCUGUCACUGCUGAUGUGAAGUGGCAGGCCUUGGCAGGGAGGAGGGCUCUGGAUUGGAAUGACUGGCGCAGAAGCCACACUCAUUAUUAACGGCAACUGAGAUGACUCCCUGCCUUCUGCAUCUGUCCCUGGAACUAUUUAAAGAGGGCCACUGACAUCAGCACUGGCAGGUGGUCUUGGGGGCUGCUGGAUAGCUGGCAGCCUGCUGAGUGAUUGGGGCUGUGCUUUCACGCCGUCUGCCUGCUGGGUCCCACUAGAAGCUGGCAAAGCAUAGGCUCUGCUGGUCAACAGUGCUGCUCUGGCUCUUGCUUAUCACACAGGCAGGUUGGACUGUGUCCUCCUCCCAGCCAAGGCCCUGAGGAUGCUUUACCAGGGCAGAAAUCUUCAGCAGGAGGAAAGCAAUUCCCCUGAAUGGGAACCCAGUCUACAUCAGCUCUCCUAGGCUGGCAUGGACAGCUUCUCCCUUAGCCUUUGGGAUCUACUCUCUGCCUGAUGGCUCUGCUGCAGGCUGGUACCGCAGCUCCAACAACCAGCUAGAGCUCCUGCUCUCUCUGCAGCCAACAGGAUGGCGUAUGUGGAUCCCGAACACCCAGCUCUCACCCUUUGCCAGUCCAUCUUCUUCUUCUGCAAAGGAAUGAUAGAAGGGGUGGUGGCUAUCCUCUUCCUCUGGCUGUUCAUCCAAGUGCUGCUUGACAAACAUCAGCAAGUGCAUUUGCAGGUGCUCCUCGGAGUGGGGCUGGCUCUUCUGUGCUUCUGCCUUCUCCUGAGCUGUGCUGUGUGCUGGCGUCGAAGCGAGAGGCACAACCAGAGAGACAGGAAAGAGCAGGCAUCGACACACACCCUGGUAGAGCUGGGGCCUGCUCUGCCUUCCCAGACCACCGCCGUGCCCAUCCAGCAACAGUACGUGGAGCUAGAGGGAGAGGUGCUGGAAUGUGCAGGGAAUGACUCGCAAGGUUCUCCUGGGGCUGGCAGCCCGCCACAGAACAUGUUGCAUGGGAGGGCCUCUUUACCCAGCAUCCCUUUCUCCCAGAAGCUUGGCCAGUUCUCCAAGACAGAGCCAGGCUGGGAGCGCCGGUCCACCAUCUGUGGGGAGACUGACGAGAGCAGCCUGCUGACUCUUCCCGUUCUGGGAGCCAGUGUCCGCCAGUCGUCCACCAUGCCAGGGAGGCUCUCCAGCGCUGGCUGCAAGCUGCGGCCCCAGCUCCACUUCAUCCUAUUCUACUCCCAGCCCGAGGCCACGCUCACCGUGACGGUGAUCAGCGUGUCCCACCUGCCCAAGGGCUUUCGGAGCAGCCGGGACUCUUACGUCAAGGUGUACCUGCUCCCCAAGUUCAUUGAGCCCCAGCGCACGGCCGUGCGCAGGAAGAGCCUUAACCCCGAGUUCCGAGAGCAGUUCCAGUUCGGCCGCUACCACCUGGAGGAGCUGAGGGGCUUCACCCUGUGCUUUGCUGUCUACAUGAAGGAGUUUCACAGCUUCAGGGACUCCUUCGUCGGGGAAGUGAUGUUCCCAUGUGCUCAGGUUACUUGGAACCCCGAGGUGGCCUCCAGCUACACCCGGGAGCUGUCAACCACCAAAACCAAACUCAAAAAGUGUCUCAGCACCCAGGACAUGAGUUAUGGCGCUGCGUGCUCCCAAUCCACGUCUCUGGGCCAGCUCUUCAUUCUCCUCCAGUACCAGGCUCUGGCCAAUCGUAUCAAGGUGCUGGUCCGCAAGGCAGAGAAUCUGGGACGGCUCACCCGCAUGCCAGGGGCACCAGACCACUACGUUGUCAUUCACCUUUACCACAAUGGGCGAGUCAUGAACACAAAGGAGACCAAGUCCAUAGCCGGCUACAACCCUGUGUGGAACACGCCCUUCCUCUUCAACAUCCCUGCAGGAGACAUCCAGGAGCAGCAGCUGUGCCUGGAGUUCACCAUCAUGCAGACUCGUCUCUAUACGCGCAGCUGUACCCUGGGCAGAGUGCUGAUUGGACCCCACACCCCAGAGGCAGGGCUGCUCCACUGGAAGGAGAUGUGCCGCCGAGGGCACAUGGAAUCUGCGCGGUGGCAUGUGAUUCAGCCGAAUGCUUUCAGUCUCUCCCCUUGACGUUCCCUACGGCUAGUCGGCAGGUGACUCAUUGGAGCUCCUCAGUCGGAGCAGGAUGGGGAAGUCAGUGCCAAUGCGUGAGCGGGUGAUUCCUGCUGGCUGUGCAGCUAGGUUGAAGAACUGCAGUCAUGUCAGAAGUCUCAUCUCCUACUUGGUGCGAGUCUGCUCUGUGCUGCCCUGGAUGGCCCUGAGGCCACCAAGACUGGGAGCAGCAAGGAACUCGAAGCAAAGCCAGAGACUUUCCUUGUUAAGUAUCUUUGAUAGAGAGCAUAUGUCUGAUAUUAAAGGGAAAGAGCCCCACUGUCAGCUCCUGGCUGUUGUUGGGACAUUGGCCCAGGGGAAGGGAGCACUGGCAGCAGCAGCAUCAAAAGGAGGGCAGGAGAUGGGCACAGGGACAUGAGACAGGGAAAGGAGCAGAGGGAAGUCAGAGCGUGGAGAGGAGAGGAAAGAGCAUUGACAGAUGGAAGGAGCAAGCUUCACGUGCUUCAGGCUUGCUCAGGAUUCCAGGCUGGCACAUCAACAAAGCUAGUUGUUCCCUCUUCCCAAACCAAGACAGUAACCUUGCUUGCUGGGCUGUUACGGCCAAAUGCAGUUGUAGUUUUAUGCCUAUUCCUAUGGCCAACCCAUCACCCCAACAUCAUUCAUGUCCUCUUAUCAAACCAAGCUGCAACCAUAGCAGUCAGACACUUAACACAGUCCCCAAUCAAUGAAUAAUACACCCCUCCUAGGGACAUGAUAAGGUACUAGCCUGGAAACUUAUUUUUAAAACACAGCAGCUUUCCAUAGAGGCUUGUUAGGCUCCCAAGAUGCCAGACAGGAAGUGACAUCAUUGGGAAGGGAGCCAUCACUAUAGUGCAGGGCCCCAGGCCUGCAGCCCCACAGCUGGUUGCGGGCUCAGGCCUUUGUGUUUUCCAUCCACUUUUCCCCUUUAAACAAAUAAAAGGAAUUUGUUCUGAAAGUCUA
Molecule: messenger RNA, 3403 nt
Organism: Dermochelys coriacea (leatherback sea turtle)
Lineage: Eukaryota; Metazoa; Chordata; Testudines; Dermochelyidae
Product: synaptotagmin-5-like
Exons: 5
Coding region: 920-2440 (506 amino acids)
Biological process (GO): calcium-ion regulated exocytosis; regulation of calcium ion-dependent exocytosis; vesicle fusion
Cellular component (GO): axon; synapse
Molecular function (GO): clathrin binding; calcium ion binding; SNARE binding
Source: RefSeq, a predicted model, not a curated record